GGUAGUUCCAUAGAUAUGUUCCUCUGCACGCCCGUCCUUGGCAAGAGAAGGCGAGACCAGAGUCUCGAUAUCGAAUCCAGGAUCCCAGCUGCUAUCGAGGAUCUACGAAGAUGGACAUCCACAGAGGCGCUUGGAGACGUUACUGUACCACCAGAUUGCAUGUCCAGGAUACUUGGAGAUACAACAACCGACGAGGCUGUCGAUCACAAGCUUCCAAGCCCCGAGGAACAAGUUCAAGCUGUAGCUCUCAAAUUCCCAGCAGAAAUCGUAGCGGUGGAUGUUAGUGGAAAAGGAUUUGAGAGGAUGUCGAUGAGAAGGAGAUCCUUGCUGUCCGGCCCGGAGAAUCAAGAAGCAGCUGUGAAAAGGCGGUCGCGACCUCGCAGGCCUAGAGGAAAAAGACGGAACACGAUCGCUGGUACCGAUCAGAAGGAAAUUCGACAAGCUAUUGGAGGUGAACCAACCGGAGAAGAAGCAGAGGAGGCAAUGUCGAGCAUAGCGUCAAGAGCUCAUCGAUCAGCGAGUACGGAUAUAUUGGACUCGUCUAAAAAAGAAUCGGCGACGGAAAAGAAGUCCCACUUUAACACGUUGAAAGCAUGGGGCAUGUCCAGGCUAAAAUUGAUCAGUCCGAAGUCUAGCCAGCAGUCAGAUCAGCAGGAGACAACUACUUCGAGCACAGAGAGGUCAGAACAGGAUCAAGGUCAGUCGAGAUCAGCCGAGGAAACAAAUAUUUACGAAAUCGUAACAACCAGGCGCAGAAAGGACAAGUCUCACGAAAGGAAGCCCAGUUCGUCGAGCUCAAGCGGAAAAAGUACCUCGAGCAUACCGGUAUCCGUCCCGAGCACUGAGAGACAACCGAGCGUGAAAUUGCGCGAAAGUGCAGCCCAAAGAAGAGAAAGACGAAAGGGAGGGAACCGCGACGAGCCACCGCAUUCUAGCUCUGGAAACUGGAGUGCGUCCUCCGAAAGCGGAAGGGCGAGUAUCGGAAGCGAAACCACCACUACCACUCAUCAGCCGAGAUCUACAACAACUGCCUCGAUUGGAACUUCCUCGACAUCUUUGAGUCAUGUGAGGCGGUUCAAGGGACGAGACACGUCGACCUCAUCCUCGGUAACGUCAGAAGGUACAUUAACACCAGAUAUUAUACAAGAUAUCGCGGUGGUACCUUUCUCGGAUGAUGGUGAAACAUCGUCCGUGUACUCCUGUGAUACGGAGGGCUAUUAUACCUCAUUCCACGUGGACUCUGGCCUGAAAACUCUGAGAGAAGAAGACGCAGUCCCGCAGAGUCCUUUGACAAAGUCCAGCGAUGUUGGCUCCGAUCCUACUUCGCCAAUUAUUGAAAAUGAGUACGAACUUUUCGGAAGGGGUUCAACAUCGACAACGACGAGUUCUGCAGGCACAGUUUGCACUGCUCUGAUGGCACCGCCACCGCCAGAAAGAAAAUCUAGCCUUACAGUCGUUGCCAUGGUUCACGGACAAAAUCAAAACGGCGGUGAGUCUCCAGACAGUGGUCACAAUACUUCAUCGUCGCCGGUUGAAUCAGCCUCGAGUCCAGCGUGCACAGGGAGAUCGUGUUCAGAAUUCGAAUACUCCGAGUCGAGCGAUCUCGAAAGCUGCGAGAGGAUCGAGAGAAUACGUUCGAAAACGGCGAUCAAUACUAGCCGCAUACCAUCCAUGUGUGUGAUCACACCACCUGGCUCAGACGACGAGCACGCGAGAGAUUCCGAUCAGACGAUCAAGAAAAGUGAGAGUAAAAAGGUCGAUCUACAGACCGGAGGAUCUGUCCUCAUGUCCGCCACGGUUGGCACCUCCAAGAUGGAAGUAAUAAACGGACAAGAUAAGAACCUCUACGCCACGAUACAAGUAUUAACUUCCCCUACGAACGAGAAAACACUAGUUGGACAGACUCAUUCGCCUAAGAUCAGUCCACUCAGCGGAGUUUUAGGCAAACUUCGCGGCGUACUUCCCGGUAAGAAGCACAUAUUGAAGAGUGUAGUUCAGGAUCAAGCAGCGACAGCAGACUCCGGCGACUAUGUCACCAUAGCCGACGUGAGAAACAACAACGACAAGCGUCAGGAUUCGGCUUCUUGUUCGAGCGCAACACCUGUCCAACCUUCUGUCACCUACGCCAAUUCCGAUAUUUUCAAGAAAGACGCCGAGUACGUUAGUCUAAGCGAAUUACCGAAGAAACCAGAUUCGUCGUUGGAACGGAAGAGACAGGGGGCAAGGGUUACGCUGGAUUCGGAAGGGAAGGUUGUUUAUUCGUCUGACAGUUUGAAGAGGAGGAAAGGCGCACAUACUACGUUUAAUCCAGGUCCAUUCGUAAGAGAAGGAAUAUCACCGAGUCUAUCGCCGUUGUUGCACCGCGCAACCCCGACCGUUCGGGCAGUGACGAAGACAAACGACGCUGUAGACGGGCUGACAAGCAAAUCCACGCCACCAACCUCUCCCCAAUUAGGCAAGGUGAUCAUCAGAGCAGCGAGAAGUCCCGAUCGCACAGCCAGUCCGGAUUACGUGAGAACCCCGACAACUGUGGUGGGACCAACGAGUCCAACGACUCCCCAUCGACAAGUUCGCGGGGCUUACGUCAACGUACAAGACGACGAAGACAAUACCCUGUUAGCGAUAGACUCCGUACCUCCUCAUGGAAUUGUUCAACCACCGCCUUAUAUUUCACCUCCUAAACCCGAAGAGUGUCAGAAGGAAAAGGUCCAGGACAUUCUGAAGGAUCCGGCCAUACCGCAAAAGAUACAAUCGCAGUGCGAUAAUAAUCAGCAGAACUAUGAACGCCAGACAGCCCAGUCUCAUCCGAAAGUUUACGGCCACAAUCCACGAUGGAAUCUUUGCGACAGUAACAAGUUGUCCGAACAGAAUAACAUUUCGAGUUGCAAUGAUUUCCAGCACGCCUGCGACCAGCAUCAAAUCGUGCACAUACGAAACGCAAGAAACCAGCAGUACUAUGUGCCGGAAAAAGAUGUCAAUCAGCAUUUUUACACUCUGCCAUCGAGACGACCACAGAGAGACGUUGAGCCACCUCGUAGUGUCACGCCAGACAUUACGAGGGGUCUUGGACGUGGUUCGUUGAGUACGAUGCAUAUACUUGCGAGGCACGGUCAGAAGACAAUCAUAGAUCAGGAUUCGAAUCGAUACGGCUCUCAGAUAGGAUUGAACAGAAGGAAGUCGGAGAGCUUUGAGGCCGAGAACAGGCUAGUGCAGAAUCAACAACAGUCGCCAAUUGUGGAUAUUAGAAACAGAUUCGCAACACCAUUAGGGCUAACAGCGCUUGGAUAUCGAUUCUUCGCGUCCUCGCCUGUUCGUGAUCCCGUUACGAAGUCUCCUAGUGCUGAUGCGUUAAAGCACAAUCCAAUUUCCCCGAUCGGGCACAGCUACGGCAAUAGUUUCAAGCCGUCCACACCGACUGGACGUAGUAUGCCAACUGUUGCCGAACGUUUGGCUUUGACCGCCAACAAUUGCCCGUCACCGAUGCCAAACUCCAAGAGAAGCAGUCCCGUCCAAAGUUCGUCUGGUAGAAGCACACCGACGAAUCUGAUCCUUUCACCUACAAAGAGUACCAUGUCCAACGAAGAGCUGUUCGCCGCGAUCCAUAAAUCAAAGAAAAGACUGAAUAUUAAGGACGACAAUGAAAAUCAAUCUCCGUACGGAUCGACCAAUUCAUUGGUGAAGGUCCCAACUGACAAUAGGCAUAGUUGGAGUUCGGAGCCACAGAAAUCUUCGAUGAUAACGCAAAACGUUCCACCGUCGCCACCCGCCACUUCGCGACUGGAUUUCAAACGUUUGCUUCUUCAACAGAGCGUGAAAAGUGGGCCCACCAAGCUCUCAGCGGCAGAACAGUUGAAACUGUCCCGGCAACAGUGCCAACAGCAACAACUGUCGCCGAACGUCCAACAAACAACACCGUUAGUCAAAGUCCUAAGUCCCCGUUCGGUAUGGAGGUUUCAAACACCACGUACGGACGUGCUGUCUUCUACGAUCAUCGAAGACGCGGCAGCUGAGGAGAAGGCUAUGAAACCAUCUCCGGAGAACACUUCCCCUAUAUCAAGACUGAACACAAGGAGACAGUUGGAUCUUUGCAGUAAUUUCCCCGAGAACAUCGUCGACUCCGAAAACGAAGCUUCCGACGCAUAUAACGACAGAUUGCUGUUGGACAACGCGGCGACAUCCGACAUAAAAGCCAUCAUGGAGAUCGAAUUCUCCGGCAGAAAUGUUCAAACGGAAGAAAUGUUCGCGGACAAAACUGACGCUUCUGCGCCAAACACGUCACCAUCUGGUCUGUGCGUUUCUGAGAAGCAUUCACAGAACAACGUGAAAAGCUCCUCGACGAUCCCGUAUCCAUCGAAUUCCUCCCAACUCACGGCUUCGUGUCAACAAGCGAUAAGCGCUUUCGAGUCGAGGAGGAUCAGCAAUCAACUGGCUAGAGCACAGUUCUUGGCCAGCACACCAACCACCGUGAAUCAGGGCCGCAGUACUUACGCGAGGAAGAUAUUCCGCGCGAGGUCAGAGUCUCCCCAAAAUUCCGCGAUACAAAACGUAUCUCGUAGUCCUAGCGUCCCGACGCUGGAAACUGCUCUGUGAUCGCGACA
Molecule: messenger RNA, 4598 nt
Organism: Habropoda laboriosa
Lineage: Eukaryota; Metazoa; Arthropoda; Insecta; Hymenoptera; Apidae
Gene: gukh
Product: serine-rich adhesin for platelets
Exons: 10
Coding region: 16-4590 (1524 amino acids)
Source: RefSeq, a predicted model, not a curated record